GCACGCCUGUCCAGGAGAUUUGCCUAUUUAACAACCGCUUGAAUGAAUCUAUAUUAUACUGUCCAGGGAAGUUGGAAGCGGACGUGGAGUUUCACUCCUUUGCUGUUUUUUAAAUAAUCUUCAGGUCCUACUUCUAAUGAGCUCAUGGCGCUAAGUGUGACUCCUGUUUGUCAAAAGCGACGAUUGACAGUGAACAGUUCGAGCUACGUCCAUGGAUGGCGUAAAUCCCAACCAAAAUGGCCGCCGUAGCUCCAAUUCCCGGUCAAAUAAACCAGGAGAACAGCGAUGAUGAACCCGCGCCCGACGACGAGAGACAAGUGACGCCGUUCAGCAUUCACGACGUGCUCAAAAAGGAAAGAGAAGCCAGUCCAGAAAAUGUCUUCGCCACGGAUAAACUCCUACAGAGCACUCCCAACUUCGAAGAUGCCUCGAACCCUGAAAGCCUACGAUUGGACGACACAGAGAUAAGUGUUGAUGACAAUUCGUGUAGCAGCAAUGACACAGUGUUGUCUGUGGGUAACGAGAACCCAGUAAAUGAUGAACUGUCCUUCAAACAUAUACAAACCCACCUAAACGCCAUAUCGCAAUUGAGUCACUUUAACACACCUUUGCUGCUACGACCAAAUCCCAUACCCAUGUUCUUGAACCAGUCAUUUUAUCCCCAAGUCAAAUACCAACAGAACGAAGAGAGAAGAGAGGAUACAUACAGAAGGGAACAGAAGGAGGAGAGGGAUUUUAAUCCAAACCUGAAGUUUAGUAUUGAUAAUAUAUUAAAGGCAGAUUUUGGUAGACGUAUAACUGAUCCGCUGAAGAUUAGGAAAAAGAGGUUUGAGGGGAAGAAGGAAUUUAAGGAGGUCAGCCAGGUUAGACAGGAGGUCAGGCAGGAGGUGAGACACGAGAUUAGAACAGAUGUCAAGGAAAAAGGAGCGAUUGAUUUGUCUAAAGCAGAUGACAGUCCGGCGUCCAGUGGAGGGACAACGAGCAGUGAAGGACCAAUGGUGUGGCCUGCCUGGGUGUACUGUACCCGAUACAGUGACAGACCCAGUUCUGGUCGAAGCCCUCGGACGAGAAAGCCGAAGAAGCCGCCUGGAGAUACCAAUAAUGAUGAAAAGAGACCCAGGACAGCCUUCUCUGGUCCUCAGUUAGCUAGAUUAAAGCAUGAGUUCGCUGAAAACCGGUACCUGACUGAACGUCGACGCCAGGCGCUGGCUGCAGAACUAGGCUUGGCAGAGGCCCAGAUCAAGAUCUGGUUCCAGAACAAACGAGCCAAAAUCAAGAAGGCUUCAGGGCAUCGGAACCCUCUGGCUCUGCAGCUCAUGGCGCAAGGACUGUACAACCACAGUACGAUACCGUUGACGAAGGAGGAAGAGGAACUGGAAAUGAAGGCAAGAGAAAGAGAACAGGCUCGACAGUGAAGGGAGGGUUUUGUGGAUUCUUUGAUGAAAGGACAGAAAUUUGUGGUACUCGUGUACUCAGAGUUACUAAAGAUGUUAUGUUCCUGAAAGUUAUAAUAUCGGUACAAAAUCUUGUACUUCUGCUGGUUUCAGCUCUAUGUCUACUAAAUGUAGCUCUACUAAAUGCCUGUUGAUAUAAAGGCAUGUUGAUUUAAGCUAUAAAUUAAUGAUCGACUCUGAGUAAGUAUUAAGUCAAGUAUUCUAGAAUAAAUUCGAUGUAAUACACUUAUUGGCUUUUAACUGUAAAUAUGCAUUGAUCUAUCUCUUAGUGGAAUGCAAGAGAUGGAUAAUAGAGGUUUUCCUUUGAUUGUGAUUGGUGACCUGUUAAGCCAUGACCGCUACCACCUCCUUCAUAUAGUAGUAACGGUGUGUUGGUAGAAGAAUCAGAUUUUCUCGGGUGCAGAAGAGUUUCUGCAUCUUACAGGAGACACGCUUAACGAGACUGACGGUCCAGUAAUUGAGAGGCACCAAAAGAGCAGAGUUUCAUCAUUGGUCGUCGAGCCAUUUGAAAUUCUACCUGUUUCACCUCCACAUCCCUUCCACAACUGGGUUUUAAUGGAGGAGCGCACCACAACUGUGGAAUCAGCUCCCUUGUAUUUCGAACCAAUUCAAUUCCAAUUCAAUAAAGAGCGUUUAAAUUCUUAAAAGGCCGACAAUGCACUAACGAGAGGCAUUGAUAGAUUAACAUCAGAUGAGCGAUGCCACUGUUCCAAAAAAAAUUAUCCCAUAAAACUUUGGAAAUCUGCACUUUAGGCUAUCAAACUAUUCAGGGACAUCUGGUAAGUCUCUAGAGAUUACCAAUUGCUCCCUGUAAGAGAAUUACUAUUGGUCAAAAUACUGCAACGGGAGACACAGGGAGCGCUGGGAGUUUCUCGUUUCCGAUGCCAAGUUUCCGGGUUUGAGAGCCAGACUGUGUAUUGAUCUAGAGAUCGACCAAUCACAAGCAAACGAAAUCGUAAUGUAAGACGUUACUCGUUAAUUAGAAACGUUUAGGUUGAUGCUAAAACAUUCAUGUCGUCGUCUAUGUAUGAAAGUUAAAUCGCUCCAAUUUGAAGCUACCGCAUUUACUACUGAUCCUGCCGGAACUACUUGCUCGUCUCGCCACUUGUCUGUCGACGGUCUGAGUGUUAUAUUUGUCAAAAUUGGUUAGACUCAUCGUGAUUUUCUGUCGGAGGAAUUAGCACCUUCCGUCCACAUGUCGCUACAGUCAGUAGCCUGAAACGCCCAAAUAGUUCCUGUUGGGCCUAUAUACAUCUCAAUAAUCUAACUAGUCCAACCAGGACUAGUAAACCAACCGGAAAACUUCUCUCUCCCGACGUUGACAUGAUCGGACUAGAAGCCUGCCUGAAGCUGGCCCCCAGACCAACAGAAUAAAGGCAGUCACUGGUUAGUCUGAUGGAGGAUCAUCCCUUUAGGUCGAAAGACUUUCCUUCAACACGAACCUAAUUGGUUUUUGUUAAACAGACGACGUUAUAGCUCUCUUCUAAAAAGCGCUCGUAUAGAUUGUUAAUCAAUCCAAUCCGAAUUCAAACCCCAGAUAUCCAAAAUGUGUUAAAUUUGAUUAUCUAGAUCGAUCUAUCUAUUCAUACCCAUAAGUUAAUCUUACGAAGAGAUUUAGGAAGCAGUAGAUAUAGUAUUCUGUGUUUCUCAUCAUGUGUUACUGCGUCAAAGGCCUUAGUAAAAUCCAUACAUCCGUUAGCAACACUCCUGUUAUAGUGUUAUUGGUCUUUGCUGUGAUGCAAGUAAGAGAAACUAAGAGAGCCUGGUUUAUGGUGUAAUGCUAUAAAUAUUUGGUAUUACGAGCGCGAUUUUCAAGCCCACUGGAAUUGUAUUAAAAUGUAAAUAUAUUAAGUUAUUUAUUGUGCAAUUUAGUAUUAGAUAUUUUUCGGAUGUAUUAUUGAUUUGAUGUACAAACAUAGAAUAGGUUGAAUAAUAUAGCCGAAAAAAUG
This is a messenger RNA of Pieris brassicae (large cabbage white), 3403 nucleotides long. RefSeq names its product homeobox protein invected-like (gene Inv). Gene Ontology annotation, cellular component: nucleus. Gene Ontology annotation, biological process: multicellular organism development; regulation of transcription by RNA polymerase II; neuron differentiation. The transcript is spliced from 6 exons. The record is from RefSeq and is a predicted model, not a curated record. NCBI's taxonomy places the organism in Eukaryota, Metazoa, Arthropoda, Insecta, Lepidoptera, Pieridae. Bases 237 to 1415 code for a protein of 392 amino acids. Gene Ontology annotation, molecular function: DNA-binding transcription factor activity, RNA polymerase II-specific; RNA polymerase II cis-regulatory region sequence-specific DNA binding.